Gigantopelta aegis is the source of this 5547-nucleotide messenger RNA. Its product is annotated as EF-hand calcium-binding domain-containing protein 14-like. The record is from RefSeq and is a predicted model, not a curated record. The transcript has 14 exons. NCBI's taxonomy places the organism in Eukaryota, Metazoa, Mollusca, Gastropoda, Neomphalida, Peltospiridae. The coding region runs from base 162 to 1736 and encodes 524 amino acids. Gene Ontology annotation, molecular function: calcium ion binding.
CGGGGUGAAAUCCUCAAUUCAUCGGACUUGUCAAAUGUCAAAAUUUAUAUCGUAAAUGACGCAUGUUUUAAUUAUAGUUUGGCUUGGAUCUGAUUACCUUUUAAUCAACAAAGCUGGAUCCAAUAAGUAGGCUAAAUGUCGAUUUUAAGCCUGCUAAAAAGAUGAAAAAACGUCGCGAAUUAGAUGCCUUGGUAGGAAACGGAAAACUGCCAAGGCGAAAGAGUAAAAGUGGUCAUGAACUACUGCGUUCUGACGACUCUGAUUCUUCUGAGGUAGAAGAAUUUUCAGUUCAGGUUGGGAAAAAAUCUGAUAGAAAAUGGGCUGGAUUUUGCUCAUGUUCCACCUGUCUCGGCUUGACAGGUUUUGUCAUUCUCAUGGUCUGUUUUAUCACUUGCACUGGAUUAAUAUGGAUGCAUUUUGAACUUAAACAAGAGCUUGAUAGUCUUAGGAAUCGAAUUGCAACAGUUGAGAACCAUGGUCAAAUGGGUUUGGAAGACCUUCAGGACAUUAAGCGGCAGUUACAAAACUUGAACCGAACUGUGCAAGCUUUCAAGAAAGAUAAUGUGGACAUGACAAAAAAAAUUAAUUUAAUUUCUGAAAAAAUAGUAGCAGUGUCUUCAGAUACUGAAAAAUUAAAGGAAAGUCUGGAAACGGCACCAGAGCUAAAGGAUUUACCUAAGUUAGUUGAUACCCUGUCAGAGAGUUUGGCCGGCUUGGGAAGUGAGCUGCAGACAACAAAAGGCACAGUUGAUCAGUUGAAAACAAACUCGGACAAAACAUCAACGGAAAUAAAACAUCUAGCUGACAGGGUAGUGGCUCUUGAGGUAUCCUCAAACAGAACUCUUUCUGGUAGAGAAAGUGUCAUUCCUGGCAAAAUGUCAACGGUAGUGGAUGUUGGACAGACUGUCAGUGAUCUAAGGCAUGGGAUUUACGAGGUGAACCACACUUUACGGUCAGCCGUCAGUGCUCUGUCACAAAGAAUCGUACAACUAGAGACUGCUAAAAACUCGUCAGCUGUGACAGACGGAAAGCUGGGUUUUCUCCUGACUAAAGUUGAAAACAUGACCAGCAGUGUGACCAAGAUCAAACAGUUAUACCAGCAGGUACAAGAAAACAAAGGUGACCAAAAUGUUACCAAAGCCUCACAACCUACUGCUGAAGACUUUACUGAAUUCAAAGAACAAACCCAGUUACGAUUCCAGGGACUAAAUGGCACAGUGGUCAGACUGAUGGGGGACAUGAGCAACCUGUAUUUGCAGUUCACUCGGAACAGUAACAGCCUCGUCAAUAUAUCCGCUCAUGUCGAUGGCAUUCUUCGCCAUCUGGCUUCUGUCACCACUCAGAAUGAGAAUGCGACUUGGGAACAGCACCAUGUUACAAACUUUCAUGAAAUGAAUAAUAAGACUACCACAACCACAGCCCAGCCGUCAACUUCGAUGAGUCUUAAAGACAUCCUAACAUCCACUCAGCCCGAUUCUAAGACUAUAUCAAUCACUGUGCCGGGUUCAGGGGAAUCCAUAGACAGCAUGGACAAACUGGAUAGGUACUUCAACCGGUGGGAUGUGAAAGGUAACGGUCUAGUAGAUCCCAAAGGCUUGUCAAACUUCCUUGGGCCAGCUGCCCCCUCUGAAGAUGACCUUAAGCCUUUUGACGAAAAUGGUGACGGAAAGUAUUCCUUAGAAGAAUUUGCCAAUGCACUAGGAAUCACAGACUUCGGAACCACAGACCGUACCUGAGACGUGUACCAUGUGUCAAGUGAAGACAGCUGUGAGAACACACAUGGUGAAGUGAAUGGAAGUAGUAUAGACUGCGGUCUACCUACCCUGUGAAGGCUUGCAGCGAAGCCUUGUCCUGUCUAUGAUGUACCUCUUUUAAGUAGCUCACUGUUUUAAAAUAAUAUCUUCUAUUUGGAUUAAGCGAGAAGAUUCUCUAUGUAGAGGCGAAGAUCAAUAUUCUAGUAGUAUAAAUUCAUGUAUUUGCCAUCCUAAAUUAUUCGUGUCAUCACCCAUUUGGCAUGUUAAUUAUACAAAUAUAAAAAUGCAUUUCCUGUUGUUAAGUACAAUAUUCAUUGCUACUAGUUGUUGGCAUGCAUAUUCAUGGCAUAAUCCUUGGAUUACAGUUACUUUUGCUGCAGUCAUGGUCGUGGUUUAGCAUGCUAAUGGGUGCAGGUUGUUUUUGACGAAAGUUGUCACUUAAUUGUGUAAAAAGCUUGAUUAUAUUUAGACUCUGUCAUUAAAUCUUUUUCUGAUAUUGCACUUUGAAAUGAACUUGUAACAUUGUAUAAUAACGAGGGGUUUUGGUGUGUUUUUCCAUCCUGGUCCUUAUAGGAUGUUGUAUUCAUUGUGUUCACAAAAUAUGGUCUUUUCUGCAUGUUUCUUUUUUAUGUUAUUCAUGCAGUAUUGGAUUCAAGUGUGGCUGUGAUAAUAACAUACUGUGAAAUGCAUUUUGUAAAAUGCCUCAAACAUGCCAUCCAAAUGUAUGUGCAUUGGGUCACAAGUCUUAAAGACAGACAGCUUUAUUAAAUAGAUAUAUGCACAAAUGAAAUCCAAUAAACCAGGCUAUUAAACACAUUUAUUCACGAGAAGCUAUAAUUAGUACUGUAACACACAUUCUCACUGUUAAACAUAAUCCCUCUCCCAUCACCUUAAGAAAUUAAAGAAUUAAUAGUAUUGCAAUUAUUAUAUAAUAGCAGUUUGUUCUUUUUACUUUACUGUUGUUUUUGGGGGUGUUUUUAAAAAAAGAGACAAGUUGAUGCAAACAAACCUCCUUUCAGUUCAAUACUUUUGCAUUGUGUACUACCCCAAGUUUUAUUUCAGCUGGAAACUUUUUAACAUAAAAUAAAAGUCUGCCAAAAACAUUUAGUAUGCUUUGUAUCCACGUAUAUUAAGUAAUGAAUUCUAUUGAACUGUUAACGUGCUAAUUUGUAUGUAACAUUGAAUAUACACAAACAUUUUAAUUAACACAUAUGUAACAACGAAUAAGAUUGGAUCUCUACCAAUAUCUGAGGUGGUGAAACCUAUUUUAAAUUAAAGUCCAAUAAGUUACUUGAUGUUUGUUUUUCAAAAUCAGCAACUGGUAAUCAUCAUAAAUCAUUCUUGUUGAUGAUCAGUUUGUAACUGUGGAAAUGUCGAACGUCUUCUCAACAUACUGUAUUUACAGUUGGCAGUUUUAAAAUAAUUUUCAAACUUCAGUUAUUUAUAAACUAAAUCUUUUAAAACUGGAUGUUGACAAAACCACUUAAUUUCUUGAUGGAAUGAAUAUGUGGUGCUUCCAGUAAGUAUUUUAUUUUUAUUUUUAUGCAUGGUAUCCAUUUUGCUUAUUUAUACUACUUAACAGCGUCAGCUGUUAUGCUUAUCUUAGAAAUAAUCAGAGAGUUCUGUUAAUGGUAUCAUUUGGGCAUAAUAUGUCUUAUAAAAGCAUUGUGAUGUUUAAGCAAUAGUAUUACGAUUACAUUAUUCGGAACUUUCUUUUUCUCUCCAGCACGUACUGGUACGUAAGAUGUUUGUUUGUAUUGUAAACAGUUCUUGUUAAUUUUUGAAAUGUAUAAUAUCUGAUGUCAACACUUUAAUUCUAUUCAAUGUCAUCACUUUGUGCAAUAUAUUACGAUCCAAAAUCUUAGAUUUGUGGAAGUAUGGAAUUUGGCUAAAUUUGCAACCUGUAUACCAUCCCUUAAUUUGUUAAAGAGUGGACCUGCUAAUGAGUCCACGCAUAAGAUUAGUAAUCUGUUUGUGUUACGCUUGACAAAUGCCAGAAUUUAACUUUAAGGACCAUCAGCCAAAUUUUAAUUGAAUUUUGUUGCUGCAGUUCACCACAAAGCUAAUUUGAGGACUGGCUGCAUUUUGUUUAGUUAAUUAAAAAUGGAUUUGGGUGCACAUUUGAAACAAAAUUUAAAAAUGGUAAUUCUAACAGUAAACUACAUUUGAAUAAUAUCCGAUGUUUUUGGUUUAGCUUAUGCUGCGUUCAUUUGGUGCUUGUGAAUAUCGUGAAUACACAAGUUCAAAUUGUGAACAUGACUUUACCAAGUGAAAGCAUUCAGGUGAUUUAUAGACUAUCUGCAGUCACUCCAAUCUCGCACACACUCCAACUCAUAAUUACAUGAAUGAUUUGUGUUUGUUCUGCCAUUUUUUCUCGAGUUGUGAAGAUUGAGACAAAAAAUCCUACCCCAGUUUACAAGUUGUGUUCAAGGGUUAUUUCAACAAAGAAAGCUUUUCCCACUUGUGAAUUGGGGAAAUACAAUAUUGACAACUUCUAUUGAAUGCAGCAUUAAAACCAUGAAAGCUAAAACGAAAGAGGUUGACUAAUGCAGCUUUUAAAGGCUGAGUAGUUAACUGUUAACCUACUACAUGGCAGAACAAAUUAUUGACAAAAAAUAUAUACAUUUAAUUUGUCCUUGGAAUUACAUUAUUCAACCAGGCCUGGUGCUUAUAAAACUUUUAGAGUCUAGACUCGAGAUUAUUAUAGAGUCUGAGACAGUAAUGUCAUGACAACGCCAUACAAAUUGUAUGUGUGUGACAUCAUUAGAGAUUGAGUCUGGACUCUAAAGGUUUUAUAAGCAUGAGCCCAUCAACUUGGUCAUAGUAAUCCACUUGCCCAUAAUUUAGUACAUAAAUAAAUUAUGGCUGUGUAGCCCUAGGUCAGAUGUAGCCUUGUAAAGUAUUCAUCUAAUGAACAAUUGAUCUGGGAUCAAUCCCCGUCGGUGGGCCCAUUGGACUAUUUCUCAUUCGAGUCAGUGCACCUCGACUAAAGUAAAGAGUAGCCCGACUCAGCCUUUAAAAUGCUUUAACUUUUUCAUAUUACUUCACAUCCAAUAAGUCACACAACAUCAGGUAUGCCUUGAUAAUAACAGCAAUUACAGCAGCUCUGCUUAAAAACAAAAAGUGUUCACUUCUUGUCAGGUGUACAGACUAUACUUUGUCAUUGAAAAAUGCUCUAUCCCUUUUUUUCUUCAAAAUGUAAAAUAAGAUUAUUAUUGUUUAAUGUAUUUGAUUUAUGCAUGUUCAUUGGCUGUGCAAACAUUCUUCUAAAUACUUAUGUUUUAUUUUUAAAGCAUGUACAUGAGUGUAACAUUCCUUUGAUGAAGUGCGGCAUAAUUAUACCUAUUUGUAUAGCAUAUCAUCUUGAAUAUAUCAUAUCCAUAGUAUAUCAUUAUUUAUGCAAUGACGUGUACAUACUGUACAAAGUUUUUCUGUGUUGGGGUACAUGUUAUCAUUUAUUCACUGGGGUUUUGUUUUGUUUUCACAAGUUCUGUUCUAACUGCAGUGCAGUAGAUUAGGUUUUAACUAAAGUGGUUCUAGUAUUGACAUAUUCUUAACAAAUGUAAAAAACAAAAUCGGAUAAUUCCAGUGUUUCAUUUGUAGUGGUGGGGGUUUUUUUAGAAAGGGAGGGAGGGACAUGGUUGUCAUGCAAGUGUUUGUAUUGGUUUUUAUACGCCCAUCUAUGGGUCAUAUUAUGGUAUGGCGUUGUCCGUCUGUUAACUUUUUCUUGUCCGGACCAUAUCUUGCAUAUAGGACCAUCAAACCUCACAUGUAAGAACAACUUGGGAUGGUG